This is a messenger RNA of Zychaea mexicana, 1857 nucleotides long. RefSeq lists its product as uncharacterized. NCBI's taxonomy places the organism in Eukaryota, Fungi, Mucoromycota, Mucoromycetes, Mucorales, Lichtheimiaceae. Bases 1 to 1857 code for a protein of 618 amino acids. Gene Ontology annotation, molecular function: zinc ion binding; RNA polymerase II cis-regulatory region sequence-specific DNA binding; DNA-binding transcription factor activity, RNA polymerase II-specific. The record is from RefSeq and is a predicted model, not a curated record. The transcript has 2 exons. Gene Ontology annotation, biological process: negative regulation of transcription by RNA polymerase II; positive regulation of transcription by RNA polymerase II; cell fate commitment.
AUGACUCAAACAACAGCGACAGACUACCUUCUGGUAGACACUUCGAACGACCGCCUCAGUGUGUUACAUCACCAUGCAUUGCCAUCACCGUCGUCGACAAACGACACGUCCAUCACGGGCCAGCAAUUACAGCAUCAGUCAUUCAACAACAGCUUCCCCUCACCUACAUCCUCGAGCGCUUCAUUCGACAGCCCUCAUAAUUUAUUGUUUGAUCCUAACAACUUUCAAAACUUGCCCAUGGCUGUUCUGCAAUCCAUUUCAGCAUUGUAUCAACCUGCCUGGAGUAGCAACAGCAACGAUCUAUCGCCGUCAUCUUCAUUGUCGUCGCCGAUCGAUCAACACCUCCACCAUCAAGAUGAUCCCUUUCAUGUACCUUUCGAGGAAAAUGCGGCUGCCAUGGCUGCUGCUGCCGCUGCGUUGAGUAUGCCGCCGCCGCCUCAACAUCAUUCUGGUGUCGUCGCUCCUGAUCUUGGUCCUUUACCACCUACGACUACAGCACAACAACAUCAACGUACUCAUCAUUAUCAUAACCAUCAUCAUCAUCCUCAUCACCUUCAUCAUCUUCAUCACCAUCAUCCAACAUCAUCUGUCGUCGCACCACCCGAACCGAGUCCAGCGGCUAUCGGUACUACGGAGAAGCCUAAGGCGACACGUCCUCCUCGGCAACUUGAGUGUUACAAUUGUCAUGUCACCAAGACACCGCUUUGGAGACGUACUCCUGACCGUGCCCAUUCCCUCUGCAAUGCAUGUGGUCUUUAUUUCAAGCAGUAUGGAUCGCAUCGUCCUUUGCAUAUCCGUCAGAAGCAGCAGCAACAACAGCAUGAUCAGCAACCCAAAGUCAACAAUAACAAUAGCAACAGCAGCAAGGACCAAGAACAACAGCCAGCAUCAUGUGAAAAGCAGCAACGUCGUAGCAACAACAACAACAACACAAGCACCGCGUCUUCUCCAGUCUUGAACAACAACAAGAAGAUUUUGGCCCAUGCUGCUUCGACUGCUAAUGCCUCCACUCCUGGUCCUGACCUUACAACGACUGUUGCUGCUGUUACUACCACUAGCACCGCUAAUAACACCCAUACGACAGUGGCAGCAGCAUUGGCCACACCGAUCACCACCUCGCCAUCGCCUAUCAACAACACUGAAUCGUCUUUGGCUGCUGUUAGUGGCGAUUCAUCAUUACUCGGUCAGCUCUUCACCAUGGAUGAGCAACAACGGUGUGCCAAUUGCUUGCAAACGAACACACCACUCUGGCGUAAGAACGAACGUGGCGAGUCUGUGUGCAACGCUUGUGGUUUGUAUGCCAAGUUACAUCAUCGGGAUCGACCACCUACGAUGCACAAACAAAAAGUACAAAAGCGGCGCCGAGGCUGGUCUGGGGAAGAAGGCUGCAAUGAAGAAGAAGGACCAUCAUCUGGUACAGCAGCAGAAAGUAGCAACAAGAUGGCAAGAUUGGAUCCACCAAGUUCACUACCUACACCACCACUACCGACUACAAUGACCAUUCCAUUGGAUGACAAGCAGAAUGCUUCUUCAUGGCCACCAGAACAAUUCGACGAUUCGCGGUUCAGAAACUUGUUGGCACGGCUAACACCUGAACAGAUGCAGAACUUUCUGGUUGUUUUGGAAAGACGGUGCAGUGCGCUGCGAGCAAUGUUGUAUGGCGGUCAACAUCAACAAGAACAACAGUUUUCGUCUACACCGGCAACUACAGAUCUUCUUAUACAACAAACGUCGCCUUCAGUAGGUUCAUCGUCGUCUUCGUCUUCAUUGUCGCUGUCGACACCAUCGUCACCCACGCUCGAUGCUAGUUCGACUGCGGUGACAAAGUCACCACCAUUACAAUUCCAGCAUUUCUAA